This is a messenger RNA of Diaporthe citri, 1239 nucleotides long. RefSeq lists its product as uncharacterized. Gene Ontology annotation, biological process: aerobic electron transport chain. The transcript has a single exon. Gene Ontology annotation, molecular function: NAD(P)H dehydrogenase (quinone) activity. The coding region runs from base 1 to 1239 and encodes 412 amino acids. The record is from RefSeq and is a predicted model, not a curated record. NCBI's taxonomy places the organism in Eukaryota, Fungi, Ascomycota, Sordariomycetes, Diaporthales, Diaporthaceae.
AUGUCGAGCCGAAUUGUUAUCAUUGGCGCUGGCUUUGCCGGUCUAUGGAGCGCUCUUUCAGCCAAGCGCCUGAUCAACCUCAGGAAUCAGCAGGACAGGAUCGAAGUCCUGGUCAUCGCUCCCGAGCCGUCUUUGGUCCUCCGUCCGAGACUAUAUGAAGCCAACGCUGCCGGCAUGAAGCACCAUCUCGCUGAACUCCUCGAUUCUGCAGGCAUCGAGUUCUUCCAGGGGAAAGUCGACAUCAUUGACACCAAGGCGCACACUGUUCACGCCCAGCCUACAUCGAGCGUCGAACCAACGACGUCUAUCAGCUAUGACCGCCUCAUUCUAGCAGCUGGCAGUUCGGUCAGGCAGCCUCAGGGUGCCGCCGGGCUCCGUGAGUUCGCAUUCGACAUCGAUUCUUUUGACUCGGCCACCAGACUCGAGGAGCACCUCAACCGACUCUCGUCACUGCCAGAGAGCCCUGCUCGCAACACAAUCGUGGUCUGUGGGGCAGGCUUCACCGGCAUCGAGCUCGCGGCCGAAUUGCCUAAGCGUGUCCUUGGACUUAUAGCCAACCCUCGCGUCAUCAUGGUUGAGAGCGCAGAUGAGAUCGGUCCGGGGCUUGGACCAGGGCCUCGACCAGUCAUCACUCAAGCCAUGAAGGAUUUACAGGUAGAGGUCAGGACCGGAACGGCGGUAUCAUCUGUCGAUGCCGAAGGCUUAACCCUUGCAACCGGCGAGCGUAUCGAAACCAAGACUACUAUCUGGACGGCAGGCGUGGUGGCAACAUCCUUGACUCAGCAGAUCGAUGGACCCAAGGACUCUUUCUCCCGCCUUCACGUCGACCAGUUUCUUCGCGCCUUGUCAACAGAGCACAUCUACGCUACCGGAGACGCCGUCCACGCUCUCGCAGACGACAAAGGUCACCAUGCCCUGAUGUCGUGCCAGCAUGCUCUACAGCUUGGCCGUGUUUCUGGCUACAAUGCGGCGGCAGAUCUUCUCGGCGAACCGACGGUGGAGUACUCACAGCCCGCCUAUGCCUGCUGUCUUGACCUUGGCCCGUGCGGUGCGGUGAUUGGACGGGGAUGGGAGAGAAAAGUGAGCCUUACGGGAGAUCGGGCCAAAAAGGUCAAGGAGUACAUCAAUAGGCAGUUGAUAUAUCCCCCGGUUGACGCUUCGGAGGCUCUGAACUUGGCCAACCCUGUCGGACCUGAUACAGAUGAACUAUUCGAGCAUAUACUUGAAGUUGUGGGGUAG